CACGUUGGCAGACUUUAAUAAUAGAAUUCAUUUGUUGCAUUGUCGUUUGUGGAAAAAAGUAUGCUUGUCUUGACAUUAAUUUUUGUUCUAUUGUUAUUUCUACAUGCUUGCUGCGGUUAUGUAGAUGACUCAUCUCACGAUCGGCCUUGGUAUGGUGGUUUAUUUUGGAAUUUACUUGGCUAUGCUACGGUCAUUGUGCCAGGAGCAAUAUUAAUCCGUUUAGUGAAGAAUUCAAACUUCAACGAGAAAGCGGGACGAGGUUGUCUAUUUAAGAUCAUUCAAAUCUUCGUGUAUGGUGCUCCAGAAGAAAAACGAAGCUUAGAAGAAGGUGCAUCUCGAGCUAUCAAUGGAAAGGAGUCUUCACUUGGUGCAACUACCCUAAAGUUGAUAUUUUGUGCUGUUGGCCUUCAAAGUUCAUAUCUUACAUGGGGAGUUGUGCAAGAGCAGAUUAUGACGCAAACAUACGAUGAGCUUACGGAUGAUGGAAUAUUAAACAAGGUGAAGUUUGAAGAUUCACAGUUUCUGGUCUUUGGAAACAGGUUACUAGCACUAUUGGUGUCUGGUCUAUACAUAUCCAUUGCAGAACAGCCAAGAAACACAAUACCAUUCUACAAAUAUUCCUAUUCCUCCUUCUCGAAUAUCAUGAGCAGCUGGUGUCAAUAUGAGGCUUUAAAAUUUGUCAGCUUUCCUACACAAGUCCUAUGUAAGGCAUCAAAAAUGAUACCUGUCAUGAUAAUGGGAAAAGUUAUCUCAGGAAAAAGUUAUCCAUACUCUGAAUACUUUGUUGCAAUCUUACUUUCAUUUGGUACCAGUCUGUUUCUUCUUUCACAUCAUUCUGAUCAUUCACUGUACAAUAAACCAACAACUGUCAUAGGACUUUUCAUUCUUCUUGGUUACAUGAUCUUUGACAGUUUCACAUCAAAUUGGCAGUCUGCCUUAUUCAAAGAACAUAAAAUGUCAUCCAUGCAGAUGAUGUUUGGAACCAAUGUCUUUUCUAGUUUGUUCACUUUCUGUUCUUUAAUUCAAACAGGUGGGUUUUUUCACUCUUUGUCACUAAUGACUCUACAUCCUCAGUUAUUAUAUCAAGUUUUUCUCCUCUCUAUGACCUCUGCUACUGGACAAUUGUUUAUAUUUUAUACUAUCAACAACUUUGGUCCAAUUGUUUUUGUUAUAAUAAUGACAACAAGAAUGAUUCUCAGUAUUGUAUUGUCAUGCAUCAUUUACAAACAUGCGCUUACUUCCCAGGCUAUAGUUGGAGUCGUUAUUGCGUUUUUGGCAAUAUCAUACCGAAUAUUUCUGAAAUUUAGAGCAUCGAAAGAAGCAGGCAAAACCCAGGCAUUAGGGCAGAAUAUCAGUAAAUGAUACUCAUUUUUCUUGUGGCAAGAUCUGUCUUGAAACGUUGUUAGUUACCAUUUAUCAUAUGCAUCUUUUUUAAAAACCUCAAUUUUUGACUUGAAGUGUGUUAUAUUUUUACUGUAUUAUAUUUUAUCGUAGUACCAAUGUAAAAAUAGUGCUAUUUUUUUAGCCUUGACUCAUUUUCAAAUAAGUAAUAAAUAAAAUGUUUCAAUCUCUGCCUGUGCGCGGGCCCUCAAAGUCAAA
This is a messenger RNA of Xenia sp. Carnegie-2017, 1599 nucleotides long. Its product is annotated as adenosine 3'-phospho 5'-phosphosulfate transporter 1-like. The record is from RefSeq and is a predicted model, not a curated record. NCBI's taxonomy places the organism in Eukaryota, Metazoa, Cnidaria, Anthozoa, Malacalcyonacea, Xeniidae. Bases 61 to 1362 code for a protein of 433 amino acids. Gene Ontology annotation, biological process: transmembrane transport. The transcript is spliced from 2 exons. Gene Ontology annotation, cellular component: Golgi membrane; endoplasmic reticulum membrane. Gene Ontology annotation, molecular function: 3'-phosphoadenosine 5'-phosphosulfate transmembrane transporter activity.